AUGGCAACAGCAAUAAGACCACCAGCCAAAGCAACAGCGCAUUUCUCAGCGAAAACAGGCCUUCUCCCUGGAGAGAUCCAGUCACUCGUCUUUUCACGUCCUCAGUUCUACUUACUGGAGAAACGUCUAGCGGAACUCAACCACGGUUUGGGCUGGAGGUUCAGCGAUUUAUUGAAUGAUAUGAGGACUCCUGUCCUGCAAGCCGCACACCCCAAGGCUUUGGACCUACUCCCAGUUUCCUCUCCCCUGCCCGACGACUCGAUCGUCUCAUGCCUCUUUUGUGCGCAUCGCGGUGACCCAGCGAUGGUCUGGGCGCACAUCAAGGACGCGCACGUGCUUCCUCUUCCCGACCACACCAAGCUCAUCUGUCCAGGUCCGCCUGGUAUGUGGUGCGAGGGUGUCAGGAAGCAGCACGAGGCCAAUGAAAGGCGGCGUGCGCACGGCGAGAAGGAGAAGGUGGUGGGGUUGGACAAGGACUCCUACCAGCGGCACGUGGAGUGUGUCCACUGGAAGCUCAAAGAGCGAAUGGAGCCAUGUCAGUUCUGCGCGAAGGCGGUCCGGAAGGAUGCCCAUAAGGGGCGAGAGCACUUUUCAACGUGCUUGGCGCGCUUUAUGAGGCGACACCGUGAUCGAGGGUUCGGGCAGGCGGUGGGGAAGGGUGGCGGACGAAGAACAUAG
Fibroporia radiculosa is the source of this 678-nucleotide messenger RNA. RefSeq lists its product as uncharacterized. The record is from RefSeq and is a predicted model, not a curated record. The transcript is spliced from 4 exons. The coding region runs from base 1 to 678 and encodes 225 amino acids. Lineage: Eukaryota; Fungi; Basidiomycota; Agaricomycetes; Polyporales; Fibroporiaceae.